This is a messenger RNA of Sesamum indicum (sesame), 2002 nucleotides long. Its product is annotated as ACT domain-containing protein ACR10. The record is from RefSeq and is a predicted model, not a curated record. NCBI's taxonomy places the organism in Eukaryota, Viridiplantae, Streptophyta, Magnoliopsida, Lamiales, Pedaliaceae.
GAGCUGAGACUGGAUUUUGGUGUAAGAGCGAUUUUACCUUUUACGACAUCUGUAGAUAAUAUACCGCGACGGGUAAUACUUCACUGUCACUAGAAAUCCCAAGAACUCGGCGGAUCACCAAGAAGCACACCGCGCGGCUUCUUGGCCUUUUUACCGAACAAGAAAAAAGAUCUGAGGGAAAAGCACAAGUGAUUCACAAGAGCUAUUCUCCUAUUUUUACCAAGUAUUCUUUUAUUCGUCUUCACAACUCACUUUCAACGCAUUGUUUGGCCACUGAAAACUACUGCUGCUACUCACCACCCUCUCUUGCUUAUACAUAUAUAGCAACUAUAAAUGUAGAAGACAAAGGCAAGAUUUCUCCUUCUCAAAGAGAUAAAGAGAGAAAUCCCACUUUUUCUUUGCUGGAAUUGAAUAUAUUCCUUGCAUGAAAGGUACAGUCUGUUGUGGUUGAGAACUGAAAAUGUAACCCAAGUCCUUGUUUUUUUGUUUUGGAUAUAAUUAAUAGGGAAAGGUUCACUCUCUGUGUUUGGAAAUUGUGGGAGAAAUGGGGUUACUGUACGAUGAUGCUGUGAUAAUUAGGCAGUCAGAGAAAGAAGAUGAGCCUAGUGUCAUCACUGUAAAUUGUCCUGACAAGACUGGUUUGGGUUGUGAUCUUUGCCGCAUAAUUCUCUUCUUUGGACUCACUGUUGCCGGAACUGAUGUAUCUACCGAUGGAAAAUGGUGCUACAUAGUGUUCUGGGUGGUAGGCAGACCGAGCACAAGAUGGGGGUUGUUGAAGAAGAGGCUGAUGGGGGCAUGCCCUUCUUUUUGGCUGGCUUGUGGAAUGUCAUCUUACUGGGCUGAGUUGCAGCCCUCCAAGCCUCCUGACGUCUUCCUCCUCAAGUUCUGUUGCAAUGAUCGAAGAGGCCUUUUGCACGAUGUAACGGAGGUUCUUUGCGAGCUUGAGCUCACAAUAAAGACGGUAAAAGUAUCGACAACUCCAGAAGGGAAAGUCAUGGACCUCUUCUACAUUACUGACACAAGGGAAAUUAUGCAUACAAAGAGGAGAAAGGAGGACGUGUAUGACCAUUUAAAAGCUGUUCUGGGGGAUGACACCAGCAGUUGUGAAAUAGAAAUCGCUGGUCCUGAUAUUUCAGCUUCUUCUCAAGAACCCUCAUUUCUUUCAGAUGCAAUCAUCGAAGACAUGUUCAAUAUAGAGAUGCUGGAAAAACAUCAAGACCACUCGCUCGCCUUUAAACGUCCAUCCAUCACGUUCGAUAACUUGUUGAGUCCUUCUCACACGCUCAUCCAAAUCGUUUGCCAGGACCACAAAGGUCUCCUAUAUGAUAUCAUGCGAACUUUGAAGGAUUAUAACAUCCAGAUUUCUUAUGUGCGCUUCACAACAAAAGGGAAAACAGAAUGUGAGUUGGACUUGUUUAUCAUGCAAGCAGACAGUAAGAAGAUAGCUGAUCUCCGAAAACAGAACUCAUUACGCUGUCGUCUCGAGAUGGAACUUAGCCAUCCUGUCAGAGUAGCUUUGAUCAGCCGGACCCAUGAUACCGAACUGGUAGUUGCUAACCCCAUUGAGUCAUCUGGGGAGGGCCGUCCCCUGGUUUUCUAUGACAUAACACUGGCUCUCAAGAUGCUAAACAAACCAAUCUUUUCGGCUGAAAUUGGGAGGCAUGUGAUCGAUGAUCAUGAGUGGGAAGUUUAUCGAGUUUUACUUGAUGAAGGGGAUGGUAACUCUGUUUCAAAGAAAGAGAUAGAAGAGACCGUGUGGAAGAUGUUAAUGAGUUGGGGGUAAAAACGAUGCACUGUUACUUCUCUGGGCUGCAACUGGCUGCUAGAUGUACAUAUCUUUGUUUUAUUUAUUGUAGAUCUACAAUAAAAGCUGAGAUUUAGGUCAUUUAGCUUUACCAACCUUGUAGUCCACAAUAUAUGUAAAAGCAACCUAGUUUGUUACAUAGUCAUCAGAAUGACUAUGUAAUGAGGUUACCUGACGAGCAUAAGCAAUAAAAUUUUG